CAACGAGACAACGAUAUCCCUCCCCUUUAUCCUUUUCUCCCUCUCCAUCCUCCCAGCCAUGUCCGCCCAGGUCAUCCGCGCCGCCACCGGCACCCUGCACGAGCUCCGCUUCCUGUUCAGCUCCACCUCCGCCGGUUCUGCCGGUGUCCGUGAGUUCAUCUCCAACACCUACCCCAAGAUCAAGGCCGCCAACCCGACUCUCCCGGUCCUGGUCCGCCCUGGUGGUGAGGCCACCCCCGCUCGCGUCUUCGCUCGCUUCGAGAACGGCGCCGAGAUCCAGAUGUCCAUCGACGGUGCCAGCCCUGCUGCCAUCCACUCGUCCAUGGCCGAGCUCUUCUCCAAGGCCAAGCUGACCUUCCCCAAGGCCUAGAGGCGAGGCGUUUUUUCCUCGCUCUCUCUCUCUCUCUCUCU
Fonticula alba is the source of this 411-nucleotide messenger RNA. RefSeq lists its product as hypothetical. Bases 59 to 370 code for a protein of 103 amino acids. Lineage: Eukaryota; Rotosphaerida; Fonticulaceae. The transcript is spliced from 4 exons. The record is from RefSeq and is a predicted model, not a curated record.